GGAAACGUUAUUUUAAGCUUAAUUGGUUCUUAUUGACAAUAAUCACACAUCGAAGGCAGUUGUUUAUUGCUUUUAAAAUACGCUUUUGUGCGGAAACAUUUCAUGUUAGUGCAUUGCAUCGCUUGACAAGUCGCCGUUGUUGUCCAACCUUGCAUACAUUCAGUUUUGUGUUGCAUUCUCGUUAUUUCUUGUGCAGGUGAUAAAGUUGUUCGUUUAGUUCCGCAAACUGUGAAUCAAACGGUGAAUAAACGGUACGAAAAGAAACGAAAAACGGUCCCUAAACCAUUAGUCGAGACGCGUGUGUACAUUACGCAGUGCAUUCCCCGCAAUUGCACGCAAUCGAUUGCAGGUUCAACGAACGCGAAAACAUUUAUUCGCCCUCCCCCACCACACACGCACACACACACGCAUUUACAAGUGGUUGCGAGGCGGGUUUUCCUGCUCCGUAAGCCAAGCUGUUUUUCACACGUAACCAAAAUGGUUUUCGCGAGCUACAACAGUGCCUCGUACUUGCUGCCGCUGGAUAAUGAUCAGAGCGUGUCGUUCUAUCGGAACGAGAACCGACUGUUCCCAACUGCCAUCGGCCCAUCCGCGGGUGGUGUUGCACCCCCACCCGGAAGAAACAACAGUACCACCUCCGCCAACGAUAUGAGCAUUACCGACAUGCUGACCGCAGCGUACCAUCACGAGAUGCAGCAGCAGCACCCGGCCGUCGGUGGCAGUGGUGGUGGCGCUAGCGGUGGCAACAUAACCGCGGGUGAUUGCCCUUUCGGCCGGGUUCAAUCACCAGCCGCCCAACAGCAGCAGCAGCAACAACACCAGUCGUCCCACCAGCAACAACAGUUGCCGGUGCAGCAGUACCAUCGUUUCGGAGGAACCGUUGCCAUGUGCGAUGAUUUCCAACCCGUCGGUUACUUUAACGGGUCCUCCAACGGUUACUAUGGGUUUGUCCCGUCACUAGCUCCAACAGGUGGUGGUGAUGGUGAUGGUGGAGCUGGUGGACAUACGAGCAAUAACAACGUUCUUCCGGGUGCUGCCGUCAACAACAGCAGUCGCCACCCCGCUGCAACAGCGGCAAAUGUCAACGGUCACCUGUCGGCAAUCGAUUUCCAUGGCAACCAACACCAUAUCAGCUGUAACGAUGCCGGCGAACAAAACAAUAAUAAUAACAAUAACAACAGCGGGGAUGACGCCGGGAUCUUCCAACUGCAACUACCGUUCCCGGUGCAACGGAUCGCACAGAAGCGCAAGGAGUUUAAUCAGUCGCAACAGCACGAAGACGAGGAAAUGGACACGAAUGUACAGCUGGCAGCAGCAGUGGGACAGCAGUAUCCGAAACGACGAAAAACCGACCCGGACCAGACCGGCAGAAUGGGGGGUUUCCCCGUAACGACGAGUGGCCCAUUUCCUGGAAGCAAUAGUGGAGUAUCGUACCAGCAUCAGGUAGAGCUACACGAGCCGUCCGUUGACGCGAUGGAAUGUCAGGAUCCGGCUACCCAGCAACAUCCCGCCGUGACGUUGCAAUCCAACCCUAAUGGAUUCCAUACCGUGGACAUCCAUCAUCCCGCCGGACAACAGCCGACAAGCAAGAUUCAGAGGAGGGACAUACUGUUGGACAGCUUCAUCGGUGCUAGGGACGAUCGUGUCGCGUCGCCGUGUCCAGCCAGUGUUCCAGGGCUUCCGGGUUGUUUGGAUCGUACCGCGGGGUACCGCGGGCACGACAAGAAGGGUGGCCACGGGUGGGAUCUGGAUUUGUUCCACAGCUUGCACGGUACUGGUGGCGGUUACCGGUGUAACUGAUUGUGCAAGGAGGGGGUAGAUUUCAUGUAGCCUUGUUAAACGAUAGAGAACCUCCCCCAAAGGUAGUACACACACCCGCCCCGGUGUAUCUGACGAGUAGCAUUCAUCCAUCGUCUCCACUAAACUGACUGCACUUUACGUUCUACGAUGUACCUACAAACACGGAAGGCGAAAGCCUUCCCGAAUGAAUACGUCCUUUCUUUUUAAUUACUGUACUACGCUAGACUACUUAGAACAAAAAAACAAUCUUAGUACGUAAAUGAGCACAGGGAAGUGUACUUAACUAUAGACUUAGGGAAGUGUAACAAUCGCUUCGAACGUUGACGAUUUUUCGAUAAAAGUUCGAUAAAACUACUAACGACUAAUAAUGGAAGCUAGCACGUCGUAAGGUGCUAGAAUAGAGUGAAUAGAGAGCAAUAAGGUAGGAAGAAAUAGGUUAAGAGUUUUUUUUCUCUGCUCAUUUGUAGU
This is a messenger RNA of Anopheles moucheti, 2268 nucleotides long. RefSeq lists its product as uncharacterized. The transcript is spliced from 4 exons. The record is from RefSeq and is a predicted model, not a curated record. Lineage: Eukaryota; Metazoa; Arthropoda; Insecta; Diptera; Culicidae. The coding region runs from base 478 to 1800 and encodes 440 amino acids.